Molecule: messenger RNA, 1112 nt
Organism: Procambarus clarkii (red swamp crayfish)
Lineage: Eukaryota; Metazoa; Arthropoda; Malacostraca; Decapoda; Cambaridae
Source: RefSeq, a predicted model, not a curated record
GAAAAUUCCUUUCCUGGUCAUGUGUUUAAGGCCUGAGAAGAACAGUGACGGGAGAGGAGUGAUGCUUAGUCCUCCCCAGCCUCCACCACAUCCGGAUGAUGCUACCUCCUCUCCUCUUGCUCCUAAUGAUGCAACAAUCUGGUAAGAAUUCGCCUUUCAUCAGUGCAAGGCGGAUCCUGAAAUAAAUCCACUUCCAUUGGUGUUGAUGAUGCACGGAUUUGAUCAAGACUUAUCGGAUUUAACCAUAUUACCCACUCCUCCCCCCCCCAACCCCCCUCCAUCCUGCUGAAGAUGCAGGAAUGUGGUCUGAACUUGCUUAAGGAGAGAAGAUGUGGCGGUGUCAGAGCCGGUAUUUGAGGACCAUAUAUUGGUGUCUUAACAGAAAAUAUGAAGUGAUGAGAAAGUGUAAAAAGAGAAGUCGUUCCUCUUCCUGAGAAUUCUCAUAAAUUCUCAUAAAUACACUAAUAAUGACAAGAAAAGUAGACAAUAAAAAUACUCAAGCUAGAAAUGGAGCAACAAAUACAAAAAAUAUCCAUAUGUGAAGGGGAAAAAUGGAAGAUAAUAUGCAGCAAAACCAAAUAUGACAUAUUUGUUAAAAACAAUAACUUUAAAAUUAAAAUUUAAGUGAAGACGGCCAAUAAACAGUUGAUUAACGCGAGGAGUGAUAGAAAAACGCCGGGGAGAAGGGGGAUCGAUCGAGGCCAGCAUGGAGAGUGAGAGCUGGUCGCUACUACUGUGUGUGGUCGUUCUUAUCUUAGGGAAUAUGGUGGGGCAGGCAGGGGCGGGCACAGGGCUAUACAUGGGUCCUUAUUUCCCCAGCCCUCAGCCACUGAACAUCACCGUACACCAGGACACCGUAGCCUACCUUCCCUGCACCGUCAAUCAGCUUGGAGACAAGUCGGUGUCUUGGGUGAGGCAGAGGGACGCGGAUAUACUAACAGUGGACCGCUACACCUUCGUCAGGGACGACCGGUUGACCGUACACUUCACCCCUGAUACAGGCACCUGGACGCUGGUCAUCAAGUACGUCCAGGAGCGCGACGCUGGCACCUAUGAGUGCCAGAUCUCCACCGAGCCAAAGAUGUCAAUGCUGGUCCAUCUUAACGUCAUUG